This is a messenger RNA of Gracilinanus agilis (Agile Gracile Mouse Opossum), 306 nucleotides long. Its product is annotated as chitotriosidase-1-like. Gene Ontology annotation, molecular function: chitin binding; chitinase activity. NCBI's taxonomy places the organism in Eukaryota, Metazoa, Chordata, Mammalia, Didelphimorphia, Didelphidae. The transcript is spliced from 3 exons. The record is from RefSeq and is a predicted model, not a curated record. Gene Ontology annotation, cellular component: extracellular region. The annotation marks the transcript as partial. Gene Ontology annotation, biological process: chitin catabolic process; carbohydrate metabolic process.
AAGGACAGAGUAGCAGAGAGGGGCUUGAGCCUGGUCUUGAGCUGCCAACAUGGGACAAGCAGCAAUGUGGACAGGUUUGAUUCUUCUGCUGUUGCUUCAAUACAGUUCUGCUGUUAAACUAGUUUGCUACUUCACCAACUGGUCCCAAUAUAGGUCUGGCCAGGCAGCCUUCCUUCCCGAGAACGUGGACCCUUCCCUUUGCACUCACCUCAUCUAUGCCUUUGCUGACAUGAAGGAUCAUCAGCUCACCACAUCUGACCCAAAGGAUGUGCAGUUUUACAAGGAUCUGAACGGGCUGAAAAGCAG